This is a messenger RNA of Misgurnus anguillicaudatus (oriental weatherfish), 3053 nucleotides long. It is a transcript of the gene znrf1, whose product is annotated as zinc and ring finger 1. Gene Ontology annotation, molecular function: ubiquitin protein ligase activity. Lineage: Eukaryota; Metazoa; Chordata; Actinopteri; Cypriniformes; Cobitidae. The record is from RefSeq and is a predicted model, not a curated record. Gene Ontology annotation, cellular component: cytoplasm; membrane; intracellular membrane-bounded organelle. Gene Ontology annotation, biological process: proteasome-mediated ubiquitin-dependent protein catabolic process; protein K48-linked ubiquitination.
CAAGCAAUCAUGCAUGCCGCCUCUGUGUUGUUAACUUAGUUAUGGCACCUUUACUGGGUCACAUCUCUGCCCCCUUUAAACACAAUAUUCAUAUCAUUGUGCGGUUGUUGCCGACUACGCAUUUUAAAUGCAUGGCCAGUCCACGAAGGCAACAAAACGAAACGAUCCGUCUCAAUGAUUGAUUGUUUGGGCUAGAAAUUGUAAAUCUGUGUAAGCGUUCACACCACUGUUAAUCCGCGAAUGCGCAGUAAACGCCUCUAUUGUCUCCCAGCAGCGGAGAGCGAGUGAGCGGCGCGCACCGACGGAUCUGCGCUUGCAGGGGAGCGGCACACAUUGACCCGAAUCUCCGGGCAGACGAAGGGAGGACAAGCGGACCCAGACGUGCACACUGGACGGACAUCAUGGCUGAUAUAUAUCGAGUCAUUGCUUUUUGAGCAAGAGAGAGAUAUUUAAAGUACUGCGGGUCUGUUGUUGCGCUCGUCUCGGGUGAUUUUGGGCAGCCCGUCCUGUCAGUUGGUUAAAAGGGAACGUGUUGCGUUUUUUGCUUGAUUGAAAUACGCGACAUCGUGCCUUUGGCUUUAUCAUCAUCAUCAUCUCUUGUGAGUCAAGGGGAUUGACACUUUAGGUCCAUGGUUCGGCCGAGAAAAUGGGCUGUUGCGUCUGCGAGACCCAGCUGUUGUAGUCAGACUUGACAACCUCGAAUUUUAGCGCUUGUUUUGGUCGCUUGCUUGAAGGAGGCUCGAAAAGCGCCGCAGACAAGCGCAUCCGUGACACCCUUCCCCGCGACACCCCCGCCCAUUUCGGAGGAUACUUUUUGAUGGGGGGCAAGCAGAGUACGGCGGGGCGUCCCCGGGGUGCUUUUCCCGGUGUAUCGACGGAUGAUAGUGCGGUGCCACCAUCGGCCCACUUCGGGCACUACCGGCCAGGUGGCACGAUGGGACUGCGUAGUCGCUCGGUGAGCUCUGUGGCUGGCAUGGGCAUAGAUCACAGCGCCACGGUGCCCUUCGGCUUUUACACCCCUAGGGGAACAGACUCGGACAGGGCUGGAGGGGGUUCUGGCUCGGAUUCGGCCCAUAACGGGAACGGGUUCCAGGAACCGGGCGGCGGGCACCACACAGACGGCAUGCUUUACCUGGGACCCCGCGCGUCGUUGGCGGACACGUUACCCCUGCACAUCGCGCCCCGGUGGUUUAGCGCGCACAGCGGAUUUAAGUGUCCUGUAUGCUCCAAAUCAGUGGCAUCCAAUGAGAUGGAAGUUCACUUCAUCAUGUGUCUGAGCAAGCCACGCCUCUCCUAUAACGACGAUGUAUUGUCAAGAGACGCCGGGGAGUGUGUAAUAUGUCUUGAGGAACUACAGCAAGGCGACACCAUUGCUAGACUGCCGUGCCUCUGUAUUUAUCACAAAAGCUGUAUAGACUCCUGGUUUGAGAUCAACCGCUCCUGCCCUGAACAUCCCUCAGACUGACUGUCAUCAUCUACUUAUGCUACCACUGAGAAAGGGCACUUUAUGGACCUAAUCCUGGAUAUCCUGACACCAAAAUAACCAAACGCAACAAUCUACAAACCAAUUUGAUCAAACCUACAGGAAGCGGAAACGUGUCGUCGCAAACUGAACCAAAAAGAAGAGUUCAUCCAGUCAACACUGUCAUUGCCACUCCCCAGAAACUCCUACCUGCUGUGUUAAGAGACUGCUUAAAUGCUAACAGGCCAACCAUGAUCACCAGAUCUUUGGUUUGUUGCCCCCUCUGUAUCAUCUGUGUUCUUCUAGACAUGCGUUUUCAGUCUGCAUUCAUGCUCAGACGAAUUUUUAAAUGGAAGGCGGGAGAGGGGCGGGGCAUAUAUGGGCGGGGCAUAGGCACAGGCAGCGUAACAAGUAGGAAGUAGCUGAUGCUUUGCGGCCGUUCCAGAGGCCAUAUUUGUCCUUUCCGUCAAAAUAUGCUGAUUAGAGGGGGCGUCGCUGGAGCUUCAAAUCGUCCAAUGAGGAGUUGUGGGUGUGGGGCGGGGUUUGAGGUGCUAACGUGUGUUCGAUCAGCGGGUUGUUGUUGGGCGGCCGGUGGAUGUAGAUUUACUUAUUCUGUGCAUGCAUGUGCGUGUGAUCAUGUGUACACAGAUAGGGAAAUGUAUAAAUUGUGUUUCAUGUUAGCGCCAAAAGGGUCGGGGGUUUUCGGCCAAAAAUGGAGAGAAAUAAGGUUUGUCUUUCAAAUGUUUACAGUUCACAGUAGGCGUCUUUCCCCCUUGGAUUCAAAUGAAAAUAGGCUAAAAGCUAUUUUCUUUGUUUUACUGCACUUUUUGGGCAGUUGACCGUAAUAUUCAGACAAUUUCCCUGUAAAAGCCUUUACAAGUAUGUGUUCAGUGUGUGUGUGUGUGUGUAUGUGUGUGUGUGAAAAGCUUCUGUCCUUCACGUUUCUGUAUGUGACCGACCAGCCGAUGGUCCGGUAAGGUAAUGUUGCUUCACUACUGUACAUAAAGCCCAGAUACACUGGUGUUGAAUCUAUUACGAGAUCAUUUGUGUGAUCUGCGUGUACUUUUUAUUUUUGAAAACCCGUGGGAGACCUCACAAGAAAACUAUUUAAUCUUCAGGAUGCCUCUCUGUCUACUGUAUAAACAGCAAUCACUGUUAGAAAAUAAUGUUGGCGAAAUUGUAAAAAGGUAGAAAAAUAACCGCGAGGAAAAAUUUCGACAACCUAUUCAUUUUGUGUGAAAUAGAAAUAGCGUUUUGAACGUUUUUCUGCUUUGUGCCUGUAAACGAGGGCGUAUGCACACGCCAUCCAUCAAAACAAUGGAUAAUUUCACCUCUGUGUGCAAAGCAAAUCAAACGAAUACUGAAAUGGAGUUGGAUAGUGUUGCACUAUGCGGUAAGGCAUUGUCAAAAAAUUGUUUUAUUUUUUCAUUCAUUCAUUUUCACAUUUUUGUAUGCUUUUUCUCAGAGGACAUGAACGGAUGACUGUUUUUAGGAGGUACAAACUCAUUGUAUAAUGGUUUUGAUGUGCAAUCUGUGGGGCGAGUAAUAAUGACAAUGAUAAUACAUAUAAUUAAAACAAGAUGAAAAAAUC